Messenger RNA from Gloeophyllum trabeum ATCC 11539, 516 nucleotides. RefSeq lists its product as uncharacterized. NCBI's taxonomy places the organism in Eukaryota, Fungi, Basidiomycota, Agaricomycetes, Gloeophyllales, Gloeophyllaceae. The transcript has 5 exons. The record is from RefSeq and is a predicted model, not a curated record. The annotation marks the transcript as partial.
GAAGCAUUGACCUUGUCCUCUUUGGGACGUCUUUUCUCUCUGAACGGCCUGUAUGUCCUGGGCUAUAGCUGGCUGUUUGGCAUGGGUAUAAUUGCUCUGAGGGCCUUGCCUCGUCAUCAGUUCGGGACCCUUCAGCAUCGUACAUUCCCCGUCUACUUUGUCAUUUCGAUGGCCCUGUCCUCGUUCCUCAUGGCCAGAUGGGUGUUCUCCCACCCUGACGUGGUUACGCACAUUGCUCGUCCGAACGUGGCGGACGUUGCACAGUUUUACGCCCUUGCAACUGUCUUCCUGUCCCAGGCCAUCAAUUAUUUUGUUAUUGGACCCAUGACAAGCAAGACCAUGUUUCAGCGCCACAAGCUUGAGAAGGAGGAGGGCAAGAGCUAUGAUCAACCAGAUGUGUCGGCCCAAAUGAAGGCUUUGAAUGCCACAUUUUCUAGCCUCCAUGGCAUUAGCUCUCUUGCUAACCUCACUGCUGUGAUCGCUUUGGCUUUCCAUGGUCUUUGGAUUGCUGAGGCU